Molecule: messenger RNA, 639 nt
Organism: Symbiodinium necroappetens
Lineage: Eukaryota; Dinophyceae; Suessiales; Symbiodiniaceae
Source: the annotation of a GenBank genome assembly
AUGUGCCAUGAAGAAGGACUUGUGAAGAUGCAGGAUACCUUUUGGUAUGCCUGCACGAAGGCGAUCUACCAGGAUGAGCCUGCCACGGGUGAUGUGCUGAUCCGUGAUGUGGUGGAGAACAUUCGACAUGGAGGUUCGUGUGGCGGUGUGCUGCAGGGCGCCGGGGCAAGAUCCGCGGUUGAGGUGACCUUUGCUUUGGCUUCUUCCGAGGUGCCUCUUGGUGCUUCGGCAGGCCAUCUCCUGGGACUACAGCGCAUUGUGGUAUCGACCGCAUCAGCAGGCGACUCCAACGCUGCUUGCUUCUUUCUCGACUGGGCAGGCCAGGUGAAGUUCGGCCGACUAUCCUUGGAUCCAGGGAUCAUGGCGGAUGCAGAGAGCGAUGCAGGCAAGUGGCCUGCAUCAUGGCCACCGAAAUUUGCUUUGGCCAGGAAGUGGGACGAGCACAUCGUCCUGCGUGAGCAAAUGCGCCGUACCGGAAAGCUCUUGAUUUGGGACACUCCAGCAAGUACCGGCGUGGCAAACAAAACGAGCCUGCGCCUCAACCGCUUCGCCAUCGCUGCAGUACUGGAGGUCUGGGUGGGGACCUCCGAUUCUCCGAAGUCCCCACCGAUCGGUUGGCUGAGAGCAGAGGCCCGUUGA